This is a messenger RNA of Mirounga angustirostris (Northern elephant seal), 4855 nucleotides long. RefSeq names its product phosphoglucomutase 3 (gene PGM3). The transcript is spliced from 14 exons. The record is from RefSeq and is a predicted model, not a curated record. The coding region runs from base 226 to 1851 and encodes 541 amino acids. Gene Ontology annotation, molecular function: phosphoacetylglucosamine mutase activity; magnesium ion binding. Gene Ontology annotation, biological process: hemopoiesis; carbohydrate metabolic process; UDP-N-acetylglucosamine biosynthetic process. NCBI's taxonomy places the organism in Eukaryota, Metazoa, Chordata, Mammalia, Carnivora, Phocidae.
AGGUAGGGGGAGCCGCCGCUGGGUAGCAGCUCUGUGAGGUGGAGGUGAGGGGUAAUCUCCGGCGGAGAGAGAGACACAGCGAGAGAGGGAACACAAGCAGGGGGAGUGGGAGAGGGAGAAGCAGGCUUCCCGCCGAGCAGGGAGCCCGAUGCGGAACUCGAUCCCAGGACCCUGGGAUCAUGACCUGAGCCGAAGGCAGACGCUUAACGACUGAGCCACCCAGACAUGGAUUUAGAUGCUAUUAGAGAAUACUCAGCAUUACAUGCCAAACCCAAUGGACUCGUUCUUCAAUAUGGGACUGCUGGCUUUCGAACGAAAGCAGAACAUCUUGAUCAUGUCAUGUUUCGCAUGGGAUUAUUAGCUGUCCUGAGGUCAAAACAGACAAAGUCUACAAUAGGAGUCAUGGUAACGGCAUCACACAAUCCUGAGGAAGACAAUGGGGUAAAGUUGGUUGAUCCUUUGGGUGAAAUGUUGGCACCGUCCUGGGAGGAACAUGCUACCUGUUUGGCAAAUGCUGAGGAACACGAGAUGCCGAGAAUGUUGAUGGACAUCAGUGUGAAAGCAGCCGUGAAUCUGCAACAAGAUGCCUUCGUAGUGAUUGGUAGAGAUACCAGGCCUAGCAGCAAGAAACUUUCACAGUCUGUAAUAGAUGGUGUGACUGUUUUAGAAGGUCAAUUCCAUGAUUACGGCUUGUUAACAACGCCCCAGCUACACUACAUGGUGUACUGUCGAAAUACCAGCGGCCAAUAUGGAAAGGCAACCAUAGAAGGUUACUAUGAGAAACUCUCUAAGGCCUUUAUGGAGCUUACCAAACAGGCUUUCUGCAGUGGAGAUGAAUAUAGAUCACUUAAGGUGGACUGCGCAAACGGCAUAGGGGCCCUGAAGCUGAGAGAAAUGGAACACUACAUUUCCCAGGGUCUGGCAGUUCAGCUGUUUAACGAUGGAACCAAAGGGAAACUCAACCAUUUAUGUGGGGCUGACUUUGUGAAAAGUCAUCAGAAGCCUCCACAGGGAAUGGAAAUGAAGUCUAAUGAAAGAUGCUGUUCCUUUGAUGGAGAUGCAGACAGAAUUGUUUAUUACUACCUUGAUGUAGAUGGUCACUUUCAUCUCAUAGAUGGAGACAAGAUAGCAACACUAAUUAGCAGUUUCCUUAAAGAGCUCCUGUUGGAGAUUGGAGAAAGUUUGAAUAUUGGUGUUGUACAAACUGCGUAUGCAAAUGGAAGUUCAACACGAUAUCUUGAAGAAGUUAUGAAGGUGCCUGUCUAUUGUACUAAAACUGGUGUAAAACAUUUGCACCACAAGGCUCAAGAGUUUGACAUUGGAGUUUAUUUUGAAGCAAAUGGGCAUGGCACGGUACUGUUUAGUAAAGCUGCUGAAACAAAGAUAAAACUAGCAAAAGAAUUAGAAGAUAAGAAAAGGGAAGCUGCUAAGAUGCUUGAAAAUGUUAUUGACUUGUUUAACCAGGCAGCUGGUGAUGCUAUUUCUGACAUGCUGGUGAUUGAGGCAAUCUUGAUUCUGAAGGGCCUGACUGUACAGCAGUGGGAUGCUCUUUAUGCGGAUCUCCCAAACAGACAGCUCAAAGUUAAGGUUGCAGACAGGCAAGUUAUUAGCACCACUGAUGCUGAAAGACAAGUAGUUACACCUCCGGGACUACAGGAGGCCAUCAAUGACCUGGUGAAGAAGUACAAGCUUUCCCGAGCUUUUGUCCGGCCUUCUGGUACGGAAGAUAUAGUCCGAGUAUAUGCAGAAGCGGACUCGCAGGAAAAUGCGGAUAGCCUCGCACAUGCAGUGAGCCUGGCAGUAUUUCAGCUGGCUGGAGGAGUUGGAGAAACACCCCAACCAGGUUUCUGAAGACAGUUUUUUAUGUUCAUGAGAAACUGGGUUUUUAAAAAGUUUUUUUACAAAAUAGUACUGCCAUUAUGGUGACAGGUUCAAACACAUUUGUAAUCACGUUUACAGUGCAUCUUACUAGACUGCUUCUAGAACAGAUUGUUUUUCUUAAACACUACCAUAAGUAAUUGUUUAGAAGUAGGUAAGCCUUAUUCUUAUUAAAUUUAGUUUUUAAAAAGCAAAACUUACCGAAUUUCAGUCUCACUAAUGUAAAGUACCUGGGCUUCGCUAUGUGAUUCAGUCAUUAACUUUCUUCAUGAGGGCUGCUGGAAAAGUAAACCUUAUUAUCAGCUCCUUGGAGUGUCUUUUCCAUCGCCAUUACCUAGCCAGGCUUGCUGUUUUGCAGGAUUCACCAUUGUUGAUACGAAUGGGGAGGGUGGAAAAGACUUUAUACAAACAAUUUUUUUAGAAUGAUUCUUAAAUGACUUACCUCUUCGAUGAACAUCACCAGGAAUUCAGAGGUGUGAGAUGGAGACUGUGCAUCUCUACUCCAUAUGGAGGUUGAGAUGCUCAUGCUACAUUUAGGAGGAUGCAUGGCCUGGGCUCCAGUUAUUCUAUACUCCUCUUAGUGAAGGCAUGUGGGAGAAAACUAAUGGUCAUACCUUACCACGCCUCCGACAGAAAAGUGACGCCAUUCUGAUACUAGAAUGUGGUCAGUAAUAGAAGAUCCCAACAAAUCUAAAUUAAACAAAGCCUGAAACCAAUAGCAAAAAAUGUGCAGUGUGUAUUUUGCAGGUUUAAGACAAUUCAGGACAGUAAAACAAUGGACUAUAGAUGUAUAUAUAGAUCUCUCUCAGGCACCAUAAUCAAUAUGAGCCAACAAUAUUUAAACUUGAUUCAGGCCACAUUCAGACAUUUUUGCUCUUAUUUACAAAUAUUUAAAUUAAAUACAACCUGAAAUGUGUUUUGUUACAUACAAAAAAGAAAAAAAGAAACUAUACAACUCAGAGCAAUGUUUUAGUUUUAAAUAAUUACAUUUACAUCUAGUUAAAUGGACCACUUGUAAUGCCUCAAGUUUUUAUCACCCCUUCCAGAAAAUCUUUUUCUACCAUCUCUUCUAUUUUUUGCCUGGCUUUGCUGGAAAAUGGUUUGUGGUUUUCCAGUUUCAUGUCCUUGUUAGGGAAGGUGUUUGAGUAGAGGAUGGGGCUCCCUGAGUGUCCUGCACACCGGCUGGUGACUUUGCUGUUGAAGACUUGGCUGAGCACAUUGAAGAACGGCAGGAGCUGCUCGAUACUGCGCACGGCGCAGAUGGUGAGCAGCAAGUGCCCCGGCUCCCAACCCAACGUUCUCCCUGAGUUGUCUUCCUCCGGAUUCUUCUGUAGAAAACACAAGGGGUUGUUAUACAGAUGAAUACAGUCCAUGAGAACAUUUCAAAGGGUAUAAACAUCAGCAACAGUUAAAUACAAAUGAUGACAUUAAGUCUCCAUUCCAGACUUGAUUAAACUCCUGCUUCUAACUGAAGCCUCUUCGUGCCAGUUAUGAAGUGUGGGUAGAAGGGUCCAAUGCUGUAGUCACAUUUUCCAACUGGAAUGUGUAAGUACGCUUCUUAGCGGAAUUGGUUUUGGAGAGGGAGAGUCAAAUAUUAAGAGUUUAUGUUGUGCUUUGCAUAUACUCAAAAAGCUCCCAGAUUUCUGGACUCCCGCUAAGGUGACCCAGGACUAAGUCACAAAGUAACCACAGAAGAAGGUUAGGAAGAGACAGCAGUCUUCUCCACAUCACCACUAGUAAAUCAGGUAGUUCCCUUCUAGCCAAAUGGCUUAAGCUUGCCACAGUGUGGUAGCAGGCUUCCAAGUGAAUAACUCAGUACGAGAGAAAGGAAAGGAGCACUCAGCAGAGACACUGCCAUCUGCUUCUUGUGUUAAACAACACGGGGAGGAAAGCUGGACCUGGGGUCAAAAUAACGGGGUGGGUGUCACGGCUCUAUAUUUACUCCCUGGGGGACAUCCUUGGGCAAGAUACAGAAAGGUUCCUCACUUUUAAAAAGUGGGGAAACAAUCUAUUUUCCAGCAGAGAAGUCAAACGAGAAUGUAGGUGAAAACUGUCAACUAAAUGUAAAUGCAAUUAAAAUAAUUUGUGUACCAAGAGGCUGGUUUAAGAAGCCAACUAGAUUAUAUAAAGAUGUAGACAUCAGUCUAUCUAGGGAAAGUUACGAGAGAACUGGAGAUGUCUGAGUUUGGGCAGAAUCACAGAUAUAAAAACACAGAGUGGAGAGAAUGAAAACAGACAUGGACUGGAUAGAAAAUGGGAAAAAAAAUCAUCAAGGGGGACUUAAAAAGCAGAACUACUACAAUCUGUCCUAUUGGUUAACAAAUGGAGUUUGCCUUCUCAGAUCAGAUGUUUCUUUCACUGUUAAUCUACUUUUUAGUAACACUAGUUUCCUAGUGGAGAAAGCAGAUGCAAAAUCCAGCUUGUCAUGUGUGAUCACAAGCUUUGUUUAUUUAAAAAUGAAAUCCUGAGAAAGGAAAAUAGAUUUAAGUUAAAACAGGAGCAAACAAAAAAAGAUCAUCCAGUUCUUUAGAGCCAGAAAAAAAAAAAAACAAAACCCAGCAAUUCUUUAACCUCCAAUCUAAAAUACAGGAUAUAGAAAACCUCUUCCUUUUGCUUAACUAGAACACUGGCUUUAAUGACAGUCCCGGGACCUACUUUCCCAUCACUGACUACCAUUCGGUGGCUGACCAUACCACCUUUCCAGUCCCCUAAAUUAAACUGCAAUCCAAAAGUAAUUAAAGGGUAAAGAGAUGAAUUUAUCCUGAGGGAAAAGGCAUAAUAUGCUUGAACCCUCCAUACAACUAGUUUCCAAAUGUAACUGAGGUGUAAUCUUUUGUUUAUAUUCCUGCCAAGAUGUACCUGUAAGAGAGGGACUUUUACUACUAAGCUCUUGACUGAUAAAGAGUGCCCUUGUUUUGGUGUUCUGCUCUUCAUUAGAACUGUAACACCUCCUCAGUAAUAAAUAAAAAGUCAGACA